Messenger RNA from Chironomus riparius, 1215 nucleotides. NCBI's taxonomy places the organism in Eukaryota, Metazoa, Arthropoda, Insecta, Diptera, Chironomidae. The record is from the annotation of a GenBank genome assembly.
AUGGGUGAAAAAUUAUCACAAACGAAAUCAAAAGACUUAAAAUCAAGCAGCAAGAAGCAAUCAAAUGGAGUUCAUUACAGUAGACCUGAAACCAAAUAUGAACAUAUAUAUCCUCAAAUUCCAGAACAAAAAUCAUUACUUGUCGCCUACAUUUUAUGGCUUUUCGGUGGAAUUUUUGGUCUUCAUCAUAUCUACCUGCAUAGGGAUAGACAUGCUUUUGUAUGGUGGUGUACACUUGGAGGAUAUUUUGGUAUUGGAUGGCUAUUUGAAAUUUUUAAAAUCCCAGAAUAUGUAAGAGAUGCUAAUGAUGAUCCAAAAUUUAUUGCCAAAUUCAUUGUGAAGCUAAGGACACAACAGAAGCCAGAAUUCUCAACAAUUCGUUUCCUCGGGCAAAUUAUGAUGAGUUAUCUCUUUGGACAAGUUGUAAUGAUUGCUGUACCCGAAGAUGAAAUAAUGGGUAUCAGUUGGAGAUUUUUACUGUGGACUGUUCCAUUUUUCUCAGCAGUUGGUGUCUGGAUCGUCGGUAAUAUUGGACGUGAAAAGGGAGUCUUUUGGCACUGCUUACUCGUAGCUUAUCUAAUUUAUCCACUUCGAUAUUUUGUUUAUGAUGAAACAUAUUGGUUCACUGGUUUGGUCUUUGGAAGUGCAUUGGCAUUUGAGCAAUUUUCAAAGCAAUGGCGUCGUGAGCCACCAAAGAGACAUAGUAAAGUAAGGAGAACAAUUGAAUUAUCAACAUGCGUCAUUCUUUAUCUUUCUGUAUGGAGUGCUUACUUUGUAUUUAACGGAAAAAUUACAGACAGUGAAGGUGAUGAAGUCCCUGUUCACGAAGCUAUUAAAAAUUUCCUCAAGUCUCCAUGGUGGACUGACUUAAAGCAAACUUUUGUCGAUACAUGGAGAUUUGCACAACACAAUGGAUGGUAUGAGACGUGGAAGCAAAUCGUUGAUUCUAUAGACAUAGAUGGCGAGCAAAAUGCCUAUAAGGUAUUGAAUGUUAGUCCAACAGCAACACAAAGCGAAAUAACAAGCGCUUGGCGUAAAUUGUCACGUGAAUUCCAUCCGGAUAAGGUGAAAGAUGACAAAUUGCGGCGAGCAGCACAAGAAAAAUUCAUGGACAUUCAACAAGCGUAUGAAGUGAUUUCGAAAAUUAAAUCAAAAAGAAGGUCACGAAAUAAAAAAUUUGAGGAUGAACAUCAGGACGUUAAAAUUGAAUUGUAA